Cryptococcus amylolentus CBS 6039 is the source of this 531-nucleotide messenger RNA. RefSeq lists its product as hypothetical. Bases 1 to 531 code for a protein of 176 amino acids. The transcript is spliced from 3 exons. The record is from RefSeq and is a predicted model, not a curated record. Lineage: Eukaryota; Fungi; Basidiomycota; Tremellomycetes; Tremellales; Cryptococcaceae. Gene Ontology annotation, molecular function: protein serine/threonine phosphatase inhibitor activity; protein phosphatase 1 binding. Gene Ontology annotation, cellular component: nucleus.
AUGUCUACAAGACCCAGGUCCCCGUCGUCCCAGGGAAUCACCGCCACCGUCGUGGAAGCAGGCCCCUCCAACUCAGCACAGCAGCCAACCCAGCCCCCAGUCGGUACCCUCAGGCUUCGUGGCGGUCCCUUGCAAGAAAAGCGUGUGGUAUGGAGCAAAGAGACAGUAGACAACGAGGGCAUGGGCAAAAAAAAGUCCAAGAUAUGUUGCAUCUACCACAAGCCUAAGGCAUACGACGAGUCCUCUUCAGAGUCAUCAUCAGACGAUUCGUCAAACGAGGAUGAGUGUGCACGGAAUACAGGACAGCAAUCACAGUCGCGAAGAAUCGGGGACAGCGGCAGAGUCCAAGAUGAGCUCAGCUCUGAAUCAGACGGUGGCGCGGGAGAUGGACGCGCCAAACCUAUACGCAAAGCACGUCCCCGCCGCCAUCACAAGAGCCACAAUCACGACUGCGACCAUGCACAUGGCACGCCGGAGCCCAAUCGAUAUGACGUCCAGCCCAGUGGGGCGAAGGGCAAAGCAAAGCAGUAG